AUGUCGAUUCAACUGAAAAAAAUUGAAAAAGCCGAUCGUGGUUCAUCCUUGUUGCCUGCGUUUAACCAAAUUCUUGUCAACGAUGUAGUUCAAAAUUUUGUUUUAUGUGAUAAAUUUCGCUCAAUCAUCACUUAUAAAUGUACAACCGGUUCUUGUGGUUUAAAGAAGCAUUUAGCAUCUUGUGAAAAAAAUUCAUCAUCAUCAAGUGCAACACAAUCAACUAUUACAAUCUAUUAUCGAAAUAAUAAAUCGAUCUUACCAGAAAAGCUUAAAAAACAAAUAACUAGUGCUUAUCUUGAUUUUAUCACAUUGGAUAGUCGUCCAUUUGAAAUUGCAUCUGGCAUUGGUUUCCAACAAUUUAUUCAAAUGAUUUAUAAUCCAGGAAGAUUAUCAUCGAAUAGUCAAUCAAUUGAAAUAUUUGAUUUUUUACCACAUCCUACGACAAACGUCUUCAAUUUAACUUAUAAUGAACUUGUUGAUAUAUUCAAUGAUUCACAUUAUGAUAAUUUUGAGUCACUUGAUAAAGAUUUAUUAAGUCAUAUUUGUAAUUUUCUUCAAGUAUUUGAUGAAAUCAUUACAACUUUAAGUGAUGAAACUCAGCCAACACUUCACAAGGUUAUACCGCUACGAAUGGUUUUGAUCGAUCAUUGUGUACCAAAAGCAAAAGAUUCACUGAGUAUUAUUAAGCUAAAAGAAUUUUUAAGUACGUACAUUUUCAAAAUACUGAAACUAAUAGAGUUUCUUCUGCAUAUUAUACUGAUUUUUAGAUAUUUAAUAUAAAGUUAGCAGGCUUUUUUACAAUAAGUUGGUAUGUACGAGUUGAGUGCAUUAAUAGUAGACUUUGUAUCAAAUAUACGAUCUAUACGAACUUUUGCUAAAAUGAGCUAAUGAUUUAAAUUUUCUAGAAGUUAAAUCGUAUCCUAUUUAUCCAUCUCUUAUUAGAAUAUUGUGUACUCAAAAAGUGAGUACACUCUAGAAUCGGUCAGUAUGUCCGGCCGGCCGGCCGUUUACACGAUAACUUUUGAAAGGAGAGGCCAAUCGCGAUGAAAUUUUCUACACAGUUCAGUCUUAACAAUGUCUCGGUUGAGUUCGAAGAUGAGAAGGAUCCGUCAAGAAAUGGCUGAGUUAUCGAAAAAAUUGUCAUUAUUGACCAGAUCAUCCCUGAGGGGGGGGGGGUACAGGGAUUUUUUUCUCGGAAUUAUUCACAACAUAUAUAAAUCGACUCAGUUUUUAAUGGUGAUUCCGGAUCUGAUAUUAGUUUUUAACCAAACCGUAGCUUUCUAACAAAACAUCGGCUGAAAAAGGUCUAAAAAGGCAUAAAAACUGCAUGGAGAAAUCAAAUAGGGUAGAUAUGUCUUCGAUGAUAAAAAACAAAGUGAAUAUACCUGUUCACUUUUUGAAGUACACAUAACUCUCGGAUUUAAAACCGAAGUUUCCGCAUUUAUUUUUUACAAAAGCUGGUUCUUUAACUAAUUUGUAUGAGGUAGAAAACGUUAGCAGUAAAUAAGUUCUUAUAUUUCUUCUAUGCUGUCUGAUGCAUCCUUAAAAUUUCGUUUUAGGUACAGUCCAUACUAGAGCUUCACAAAUGGGACAUUCAAGAUAUAGACAUAAAUUAUAUUUGUCAUCCUUUGAGAAAUAAUAAAGUAAUUUGAAUGACCAUCUCAACCUAUUCAUAUUAUAUUGGUAUUUCUGUAUCCAUUCAGACACUAAGUACACUUCAUCUUACAGGAAAUACAGUUGAGAGCACGAAAUUACAAUAUCUGGCUAAAGCCUGUCAAGACAAUACAGUAUGUAACAUUCUUUCUUGAUAUUGUAAGAUUCAUAAGUAUGAUUGACAACUUUAUACAGUCGCUUACUACAUUGAUGAUAACUUUUAUUAAACUUGAUGACAAUGUCGUGAAAUCAAUAGCUGAUAUUAUACGCCAUAAUAAGGUAUAGAAAGAACUUCUGAAUUGUAGUUGCAACUGUAUCAUUUUAUCUCUACAAAGACAAUAAGCAUAUUACAACUUCAUUUCAAUGAUAUUAACCAUAUAAGUGUACAAUAUCUCGCUGAUGCCAUAUUCAAUAACACCGUACGUAUUUUAUUAUUAUCUUUUCUCUCUGUUUGUCAUCGAUUCUUCAUACAGACACUAACUAUGCUAGAUCUCUUCGGUAAUAAAAUUGGUCCUCUAGGUGGACAACAACUUGCUAGAGCAUUUCAAAAAAACAAAGUAUUCUAGUUCUUGUUCCAAUUUUCACGUGCUCAUCUUAUUCAAUACUUUCAGACACUUAUCGGCUUAAAGCUUUGUAACGGUGAAAUCGAAUGUCAAGGAGCUUGUGAAUUGAUUCAGGCUUUUCAAGACAAUGAAGUACUUAGGGUUAUCCAAAAGUAGUGAGCCAGGUACUUUUUUUUCUUAUAGAAAGCUUUCAAAAAUUUUCUUUUUUCAUGAACAGAUAGAGCGU
Messenger RNA from Rotaria sp. Silwood2, 2442 nucleotides. NCBI's taxonomy places the organism in Eukaryota, Metazoa, Rotifera, Eurotatoria, Philodinida, Philodinidae. The record is from the annotation of a GenBank genome assembly.